This is a messenger RNA of Psylliodes chrysocephalus, 487 nucleotides long. The record is from the annotation of a GenBank genome assembly. NCBI's taxonomy places the organism in Eukaryota, Metazoa, Arthropoda, Insecta, Coleoptera, Chrysomelidae.
AUCUAAACUGUCAUUUGUCAUGUCAGCAUUUUGACAGGUCGUUGCCCCACUGUCAAAAAUAUUAAUUUUCGGGGUGCAAGGCUAGUUUGAAAGUAAUUUUAAUUUCCUAAUUUAUAAUUCCGAAAUGUCUCUUUCUCCUUGGCUGAAAUCACCUUUUACAGAUUUAACAGGAGCCAUAGUAAGCCACCAAUGGUAUGGUCGAUGUGCUGAUCUCGAACUACAAGCAUUGGACUGCUUAGAAGCCUAUGGUUUGGAUAGGGGUAUAAAGAAAUGUGAUUUACUUUUACAAGACUUUACUGAAUGUUCUUUACGAAUUAAGCAAAUGAAUAGGAUGUUUGCUAUGAGGAAUGAAAGACAUCGUCAAUAUUUUGCCGGAGAAAGAAGCAAAGAAGAAAAAUGGGCAGCAGGACCAAAGCCAGAUAGUUACUAAGUACCAAUUAAAUUUGUAGAUAUAUUUAUAGUUUUUGUUUCAGAAUGUUAAUAAAAA